Phalacrocorax carbo (great cormorant) is the source of this 6316-nucleotide messenger RNA. The record is from RefSeq and is a predicted model, not a curated record. Lineage: Eukaryota; Metazoa; Chordata; Aves; Suliformes; Phalacrocoracidae.
CGGCUCUGAGGUUGCCGCGGUAACGGGAGCGGCGGCCGCGGGCGGGAGGCAGGCGCUGCCCGCCGGCGCUAUGGAGCUGAGCCUGGCCCGUGUGGACUACCUCCAGGUGGGAGUGACGGCCCAGAAGACUAUGAGGCUCCUUCCCGCCUCCGGGCGAAAGGCGACGCAGAAGGUGGUUGUUGGAGAUCAGGAUGGAGUCAUUACGUGUUUUGGCAUAAAAAAAGGGGAAGCUGUGACGGUGUUCAAGACGUUGCCAGGCCAAAAAAUUACAAGACUGGAGUUGGGAGGAGCGCUUAAUACACCGCAGGAGAAAAUUUUUGUGGCUACAGGAUCAGAAGUUAGAGGUUUCACAAAAAGAGGGAAGCAGUUUCUUUCGUUUGAAACUAACCUCACUGAAAGCAUCAAAGCUAUGCAUAUUUCAGGAGCAGAUCUCUUUCUUUGUGCGAGCUAUAUCUAUAACCAUUACUGCGACUGCAAGGACCAGCACUACUACCUGUCAGGAGAUAAAAUCAACGAUGUUCUCUGCCUUCCCGUAGAUAAAGUGAAUUGCAUUACGCCGGUACUUGCGUGUCAGGACAGAGUCCUCAGAGUUUUACAGGGAUCUGAUUUACUGUAUGAAGUAGAGGUUCCUGGACCACCUACUGUUCUUGCUCUAAACAACGGGAAUGGGGGUGAUUCUGGAGAAGAAAUUGUGUAUGGAACUUCUGAUGGUCAACUGGGUCUUAUCCAGAUCACUGGUUCCAAGUCUAUACCUAAGUGGGAAAUUGGAAAUGAAAGAAAGAGAGGAGGUAUCUUAUGUAUUGAUAGUUUUGACAUUCUGGGAGAUGGAGUUAAAGAAUUACUCAUUGGACGAGAUGAUGGUAUGCUAGAAAUCUAUACCUUUGAGAGUGCAGAUGAUCCUGUCCUUCGAUAUGAUCAUGCUUUGUCAGAGAGCAUCGCAUCAAUCCAGGGUGGCUGCGUAGGAAAAGAAGGGUAUGAUGAAAUUUUAGCAUCUACAUAUUCAGGCUGGCUGACAGGACUGACUACAGAACCUGUCCAUAGAGAAGGUGGAUCAGGUGAAGAACUAAAAUUAAGUCAAGAAAUGCAGAGCAAGAUUUCAUCCUUAAGGAAUGAAUUGGAACACUUACAGAUUAAAGUACUUCAGGAACGUGAAAAAUACCAGCAGUCCUCUCAGUCCAGUACUGCUGUUUCAUCAGUACCUGCGUUCAGUGUGAAUGACAAGUUUACAUUAAAUAAGGAUGAUGCUAGCUACAGCCUCAUCUUGGAGGUGCAGACAGCGAUAGAUAAUGUCCUGGUACAGAGCGAUGUCCCAAUAGACUUGCUGGAUGUGGAUAAAAAUUCUGCUGUUGUUAGUUUUAGCAGCUGUGAUUCUGAGCCAAAUAGCAACUUUCUCCUGGCGACUUACCGAUGUCAAGCAAAUACUACGAGACUUGAACUUAAGGUUCGAUCGAUUGAAGGACAGUAUGGGACACUUCAAGCAUAUGUAACUCCAAGAAUUCAACCAAAAACCUGCCAAGUUCAUCAAUAUCAAAUUAAACCGCUUUCACUUCAUCAGAGAACUCAUUCUAUUGACCAUGACAGACCCAUGAACACACUGACGCUCAAAGGCCAUUUCAGUUUUGCUGAAAUUCACUCGUGGGUUGUGUUUUGCUUGCCUGAGGUGCCUGAAAAGACUCCCGCUGGAGAAAGCGUCACAUUUUAUUUUCAGAACACCUUCCUGGGUACUCAGCUGGAAAGUACUUACAGAAAAGGUGAGGGAUGUUUUAAGUCUGACAACAUUUCUACAAUCUCCAUCCUAAAAGAUGUGCUUUCCAAAGAGGCUACUAAAAGGAAGAUUAAUCUCAACAUAUCUUAUGAUGUAAAUGAAGAGUCUGUGAAGCACACGUUAAAACUUAUCCACCCUAAAUUAGAGUAUCAGAAGCUGUUGGCCAAGAAGGUUCACUUAAUAGAUGCUCUGAGAGAAUUACAAGUUCACGAAGGAAAUGUGGACUUCCUGCUACCAAAAUACCGCAGCAUUUUGGAAGAGGCAGAUCAGCUGCUUGAGGAGUACAAGAGACAACCUGCACAUCUCGAGAGACUUUAUGGUAUGAUCACAGAUCUCUUCAUAGAUAAAUUUAAGUUUAAAGGCACCAAUGUGAAAACUAAAGUUCCUCUUCUUCUGGAAAUUCUGGAUGGCUGUGAUCAAGAUGGACUAAUUGCUUUUUUUGAGGCUGCAGCCUGACAAGGAAAAAGCAGAAUAAUUUUUAUAAAAAUUACUUUUUUAAAAAAAAACCACACUUUUUUGUUCUACUGUCAGCUCUUAGGUUUUAUUCAUAUAUUUUUAUUGUACUGAAUACAGCAGUCAACUUCAGUUCCUAUAAACUGUUGUGUAUGUUAAAUGCGCGCAGAGUUUCUAUGUACACCGUGUUCUUCAUAGCUGAAGAAAACUCAGAAUCAGAUGUAAAUACCAAAUACCUUUUUUGCAAAAAUGUUUUCAGUACUGUUGAAGACUACAUGUAGUAGUUUGUUCUCCAGUUGUAAGAAUGUAUGAAGAAACUGGUUUUCAGAGACUUAAACAGAUUCAGAAGCAAUAUCACCUGUUAAACUAGGCUUAACUGGUAUUUGCUGGCCACUCUGAGAAAGCAGGAUGAGAAUCUCACCAGACUUGACGUAGCUGGUGUGAAACACAGAAAGGGGAGAGCUCUCCUUGAAUUUUAAAGACAGCUGUUUAUCGAACAUAUAUAAAAUUAUACCUGUUUCUUUUCUGGGUUAAGUAUAGGAGGCCCGUCCACCUUGGUAAAGACUGGUGAUUACUGUCCUUGGCAGGAUAGAUGACAUGUCAUGAUCCCGAGCCCCUCUUCUCCCUACAUACUAUCGCCCUCUUAUCUAAGCUUUUGUCACCCUCUGGGGGAGUCCAGUUCCCCUUAGGUAGAUAGAUAAGAAGAAUCAAUUUAUUUACAAGUCAUUAAAUAACACAUUUACAAUACAUUAUAUCGUUAGGAUCUUACAACAGUUUGUGCCUCACUAAGGUACAUAUGCACAAUGUCCACUGAAGAAAACUACACCCAGUUCGAUAAACAAUGAGCUAACUUUUCCUGUGGGAUCUGGAGAGUCCUCGUUCUUUUAGGAAUUCAUAAUGGCCUUGAUACCAUUUUCCACGUACUCCUAAAGGAAACCCCAUAAAUUUAAUAUUAGUGUUCAUCAGUUCCUGAAUUUGGUCUUUUAGGUGUUAGUAUUUCUUACCUUUUUCCGCUGCUGCAUCCACCAAAUACGUUGACUUACUCUCAUAUCUAACAGAGAUGUCGACUACCAGAGUCUGGUCGCCUUUAACGAAUAUGAGGUCUGGCUUAUAUAAUUCAUGUUGUUCACCUUCCAGCAGCGGCUCUUGGAAUAUAGUACCCAGUCCUUUUUGGCCUCCUGUGGCAACAAGUCGCGUAAGUGAUCUUGCAUUUUCAUCCUGGCCCCUUGCGCCUCUGGGCAGCAUCCAGUAAUGCAGGACUUGUCCUCCACCUGACAAUGCCGGCAGGACUUGAUUUGACUCUCGUCUGCCUGUUUUCCUGAAAAGCAGGUUCAGUCACCCAGUGUGCAAAACACCAAACUACACAUAGAGUGGGGGUAUUUUAUGAAUUUCAUUUUUGCGCAAAGACGGGUGCUAGGUGGUAACUCCACAAAGCUAGCACACCACACUGAGAAACUACAAGGUAUUUAUGUAUUAAAUUUGUCAGUAACUGCGAAUAUUCUUGCCCGUCAGCUACUCAUUGCAUAAGUUUCUUUCCCACUUCACCUUAAAGGUAUGGGUCCCUUUAAAUUUACCACGCAUACUCAGAGAGUGAGGGGCUUGAGCAGGGGGGUUUCUGGCCUACAGGUGUAAUUUUUAGUAUUAUAAUGAGGAUAGUUCACCUAAAGGACACUUAGUUUUAAUUCUCACCAACAUCCCAAUUAAUUUUCGUCCUUGACUAUAUAUCACCCAGCUUUCGGUGUCUUUCGAGGCAGGAUGUUCCCUUUAUUAGUCUCAGAGUUCUUCAAGGAUAUAGUCAUAAAACAAAUGCUUCCCUAUCUCUCAGCUCUCUUCUCUGGCUGCCAAAUUCUGUUUUGCCAGGCUCACGUGGUUCAUUGUUAUUACUUAGCAGAAAAUUCCAUUUUCUUCAGGAUAUCAUGGCAAAUUGCUAAAAAUUCUCUUGUGAGGUAGAUGUUAGCUCUUAGCUGUAAUGCCACGAUAAGCUUUCUGUGGGGAAUGCACCUAUAAAACUCUAACCAGUUCUUACUCAUCUUAUCCUUCCCAAAGCUGGAAAUUCACUGCCGUGGGAAACCAGCUUGGUCCCAAUUCUCAAAUUCCUGUUUUGCCAGUUACAGGGCCUUGGAAGGGUGACUUUUGGAGCGGGUGGUUCCUCACCCCAAACUUUUCUGAUAUCACCAUAACCGGUUUUGGGUCCCAAACAGAUGAAAUCUUUCCCAUCUCCUCCUGCUGCAAUCCACAAUUUUUCAAAUUCUUUCUCGAUACCCUCUUGGUGAACAAAUGUUCUUUUUGCUUCAUCGAAAGACUGUGUAAUUCUUAGUCUUCGGACCUGUACCCUGGGAAUCAAGCCCAGGAGCCUGGUAAUGCCUAAACCUCCAUUCCGGGUGCUGGAAUACAGGAUGGCGUCACAGGUACUUGCUGGAAGAUCUUCCAUUCCCUGCCAAGUCAAGGAUUUCUAGGUAUGUAGCUUUCACCUCGGCUUGGUCUGCCAGGUACAUCAGUCAAAGGAUAGCAUAUCCUUUCAAGAUGUCAGCCUUCUGAAAUGGCUUUAAUGCAGCCUUCCCUAUCCAUUGUAACCAUCCCUUCACUUUCUCUAGUAGUUCUGGUUUUGAUAUCCCGCCCAUGGGUCAAUACAUAGGCCCAGGUACUUUUCAGAGCUACUGGGGUCAAUCAUAUUGAGGGGGUGCCGGUAAUCAUCCAUGUGGGAUGAUCAUUGAUGGUAUACAAAUCUUUCAUCAGCUGGAUACAAAAGCUGUGGUGCUGCUCCUCUUGCAUCUUGAGGUCAGUUAGAUCGCAGAAGACAUCCAAUAUUUCAGUGUUUUUCUGCAUUCCUUCCCAUGACCUACUUAAUGGCACCAGGUCGUCAGCAAAAGCUGUAGCUAUUACAUUCUUCAAACAGCAUUGGAAGCUGCUUCUUUUCUCCUCCAAUUUUCAUGGCAAGGGGGACACAGAUAAGUUAAAUAAUAGUGGGGAUGCUGGAUCAGCCUGUUUUACACCCAUCCGAAUCCUGAUGAGCUCUGACUGUUCAUUCUUCAGUCAGCGUCAGUACUGAUGUUACAAUACAGGUUUGUAAUCAGAGUAAUAAUGUGAUUGUGCCCUUUUUAUUAGGGGCUGAAAUGAUGUGGGAGUGGUUCAUGGUGUCAAAGGCUAUUUAUCUAGCAUAUACAAUUAUAUACGUGUUCCUCUUCUGGGUUAAAUAUAGGUGGCCUGUCCACCAUGGUAAAGUCUGGUGGUAACUGUCAAUUUUGGCAAAAAUGGUGACAUGUCAUGAUACCAAGCCCAAGUUAGUCCCUACUUACUCUUGUCCUCGUUAUUACAAGCUUUUGUUGCCCUCAGUAGCUCCAUGGGGUCCAGCUUUCGUCUUGGGUAGAAAGGAAGGGUCAAUUUAUUUACAAAUCAUCAUAUAACACACUUAAAAUAUUAAGAUUUUACAACGGUUCUUGUUUUGCUAGUGAACAGGUGUACAGUGUCCACUGAAGAGAAUAAAGCUUGAUUUGAUAAUUGAUGAGCUAACUUUUCUUGCUGGGAACCAGAGAGUCCAAGUUGUUUUAGUCAUUUGUAAUUGCACUGAUACCAUUUUCCACGUGCACCUAGAAGAAGUCCUAUAAAUUUAAUGAUAUUGGCCUUGGUCAGUUCCCACACCUGAUGUUUUAGAUGGUACUGUUUCCUAACAUUUUCUGUUGCCGCGUCUGCCAAAAAUGUUGAUUUACCUUCUAACCUGAUAUCUAACUGUGAUGUCAACGACCAGGGCUUGAUCUUCUUUUAUGAAUACCAGCUCUGGUUUGUAUAGUUCAUUCUGCUUGUCUUUCAGCAGUGGCUCUUGGAAUACUACCCAGUCUUUUUUUUUUUUUGCCUCUUCAAACAAUAUUUGACAUAAGUGAUUUUGUCUUUUAAACCUGGCAUCUUGUACUGCUGGGCAGUAUUCAGUAGUGAGCAUGCUGGACUGUCCUGCCUACCCCUUGCCUGGAAUUCUCUCGCCGGGUAGAGGUUGGCUUUUAGUUGUAAGGUGGUGGUAAGCUCUCUGUGGGGAAUACCCCUACUUUUAAAGCGGUGCAUUAACUCUUCUGUAGAGUGGACGGCAUUAAACUUCCUCUGUGCUUC